Molecule: messenger RNA, 476 nt
Organism: Electrophorus electricus (electric eel)
Lineage: Eukaryota; Metazoa; Chordata; Actinopteri; Gymnotiformes; Gymnotidae
Source: RefSeq, a predicted model, not a curated record
GCAGUUCUCAGAGUGCAGUUUAUCGAUACAGUUGGUGGAAUGAUGGCACCACUCUUUCUCCCGUACCUGGUGAAUUCACUGGCUCGCCAGCUGUCCCACGUCACGAGAUACACGGCUGGCAACUCGUUCUCAGUGGCAGGUGCACGGCGCUGCAUUUCCAUCUUUAGCACAGCAGUAACUCAAGCCCGGGUACCAUGGAGCCUCGCGCAGGACCUCCACGGGACAGUCCGCCCCCUCUUACUUGGAAAUUGCGAGCAGCUCAUGGGUGCACAGCCUUCAGUGGGCAUGAAGACGAAAACCGCACUGAAAAGGCGCUGCAAAGACUGCUUUUUCGUUCGCCGUCGUGGACGGUUGUUUGUUUAUUGCAAGACCCACCCAAGACACAAACAGCGGCAAGGGUGAAUUUGUUUGGAAACGUCUGCCUUGCAUGUUUUCAGUGUUUCCUGUAGUAAUAAAGGCAUGCAUCGUUUAAAUGA